Messenger RNA from Rubroshorea leprosula, 1620 nucleotides. Lineage: Eukaryota; Viridiplantae; Streptophyta; Magnoliopsida; Malvales; Dipterocarpaceae. The record is from the annotation of a GenBank genome assembly.
UCCUUUCUGCUGCUCCAUGUCUUUGUACCACUUCGGCGUACGUUGGCCUUCUAGCUUUACCGUUGAUGCCUGAUUGCCUCCAGCUUCGAAUCUUGGAAAUAUUGCAAGGAUCCAUUUUUUCUUGGUGAUCCCACUUCGAGAACCUCGGUUUGUUUGCUUGUAAUAAGUAAUUCCCAACCCGCACUUGAUUUAAACUUCUUUCUAGUUCACCUUCAUUCUUCACGUCCAGAAAUCGGACGAACCCAAAUCUUCUGCCCAGUCUGUCCUUCUUCUUCGGGCAAUCAAUCUCCAGUGCCCUUCCGAGACCUAGCCUAUUAAAAGCUUGCCACAUCUGCUCGAACGACCAAUCCUCUGGGAAGUUAGUGAUGAAGAAAGGAAUCACUUGGUUGUAGAUUCUCUUGUCAUAACCUCCCGCAUCCCGUCGGAACCGUUCCCUAUCCCAGAAUCUGCGUCUCUCAUACUCUUGUGCUGUCCGUUUACUCUGUAUUCUCCGUCCUGGUGCUCUCUCUCUACUUCUCAUUCAAAUUGUGCCAAUGGACGAGAAUGCAGCUGAUGAAAUCAUGAGGGAGGUUGAUGUAGAUGCAGCCAAUGGAAAGGAAAUACUUGGUCUAUUUCGAGCUUCUUUCAAAUAGAAUAAAGUUGAUAUCCAUACAAAGUUGAUGAGAAAGUACAAGGACAUACCCAAUUGGUGGUUUUAUCUGAUACUUGGGGUGUCUUUGCUACUAACGCUGCACCUGUGCAUCUUUCAGAAAGACCAAAUUCAACUGCCUUGGUGGAGUGCGGUUUUUGCAAUUGGUCUAGCAUUUGCUUUUACUCUUCCUAUGAGCAUUAUAACUGCCACUACAAAUCAGACACCCACACUUGAUGUCAUCACACAGUAUAUCAUGGGUAUGAUGCUUCCAGGAAGACCAAUAGCUAAUCUCUGCUUCAAGACUUAUGGCGCUAUAAGCACAACAAACGCAAUUCAUUUCCUAAAUAAUUUCAAGAUGUGCCACUACAUGAAAAUUCCACCAAGAUCAAGGUUUUUAGUAGAGGUAGGUACAUCUUAAAUUCUUGCAAUUCCUUCACUUUAAUAUCGAAGCAUAAGAACAUCAGAAUUCUAGGCUCUGGAAACUCUGUCCUUGAUGUUGACACAAAUGCAUGUAAGAAUAUAUAGCUAGAUUUUGUCCUCCCUCAUCCCUUCUCGGGCAAUCACUUCAUUUAAAUAUCUAAUUCCUUCUCUUAUUGUUGUAUAAAAAAGUUUACAGGAACCAUAAUGGCUGGAACAAUUAAUCUUGUAAUGGGAUGGUGGUUGAUGCAUGAUGUCAAGAAUAUAUGCCAACGCGAUCUGCUCCAUCCUCACAGUCCCUGGGAAUGCUCUACUGACCGAAGCAUCUUUCAAGAAUCUGUUUUCUGGGGCUUGAUUGGACCCAGAAGAACAUCGGGCAGCCUUGAAAAUUACUUUGCCCUUGAAUGGUUCUUCCUUGGAGGUGCUUUGGGGCCUAUCAUAGUAUGGCUAUUGCAUAAAGUUUUUCCCAACCAGAAAUGGAUUCCACUUAUCAACCUUCCUGUAACGUUGGGAGCAAUAGCAAUGUUGACUCAAACAACAUCUGCGACUGUCAGUAGCUGGAUUGCUAUUGG